Panicum virgatum (switchgrass) is the source of this 796-nucleotide messenger RNA. Its product is annotated as EG45-like domain containing protein. NCBI's taxonomy places the organism in Eukaryota, Viridiplantae, Streptophyta, Magnoliopsida, Poales, Poaceae. The coding region runs from base 392 to 796 and encodes 134 amino acids. The transcript is spliced from 3 exons. Gene Ontology annotation, biological process: systemic acquired resistance. Gene Ontology annotation, cellular component: apoplast; cell wall. The record is from RefSeq and is a predicted model, not a curated record.
UCGAUCGGAGAAGCAAAAACCGGCAUGGCGAAGAUGACCUGCAGUUUCCUCAAGCAAGUUGCAACUCCAUGAACCGUAGCAGCAUGCGCGUGUCGUGAUCGAGCAAGCACAUUGAUUUCUUUUCGCCAAGUAGUAAACCGAGAGAUGUACUGCGUGGACGUAUCUCCUUGGAGCAGCGCAGAGAUCUGGAACGUCAAAUAAUGACGCGUCGGCCGCGUCUGCACGCUCUCUACGUCCUUGUGUUCUUCCUUGGCAACUUGCGGCCUAUAAAAUGGGCCGCUGCUCCGUGCUAGUUCUUCAUCGCAACCUGCUACUGCUAGCUACAGCACUCGGAUCCGUCUAGGAUAUCCUGAGCAUCGAGCAAGGGGAAGUAGUAGCAGCGACGACGACCAUGCCAAAGGAAAUCUCAGUCGUUGUUCUGGCGGCAACGGUGGCCGGCCUUGCGACGAUGAUGGUGUCGCCGGCCAUGGGGGCCUCCGGAACUGCAACUUUCUACACGCCUCCUUACACACCGUCGGCGUGCUUCGGGAACACGGCGGAGGGGACGAUGAUCGCGGCGGCGAGCGAGGUCUUCUGGGACGGCGGCGCGGCGUGCGGCGACCGGUACGUGGUCAGGUGCACCGGCGCGACGAACCAGGGCGUGCCGCACCCGUGCACGGGCAGGAGCGUCACCGUAAAGAUCGUCGACCUCUGCCCCGCGGGGUGCCGGGGCACCAUCGACCUCUCGCAGGAGGCCUUCGCCGCCAUCGCCGACCCCGACGCCGGCAAGAUCAACAUCGAGUACAACCGGGUCUAA